CAUACAACUUUAAGACCUCGGCAUAUGACCGCUUGAAUGUGAGCUUACAACCAUUAGGGCCUCUCUCAGACUUCCCGCUCUUAGAAGACAUACGGUAGCGCUUCCGCCCUCGCUCAAACCCCAGGGAAGGAGGGGCGGAGGGUUUAUGUCAUCACCCUGCGACCGCCUGCCCCUAGACGCGCCGGCUGCUGGCGCAGCCCUUCGCUCGCCCGGCCUCCCCCUCCCUGGUUCCGCGCUCUGGUUCCGCCAUGGAAUCCAACAAGGAUGAAGCCGAGCGCUGUAUUAGCAUCGCCCUUAAGGCCAUCCAGAGCAACCAGCCGGACCGAGCGCUCCGCUUCCUGGAGAAGGCGCAGCGGCUGUACCCGACGCCGCGAGUUCGCUCCCUGAUCGAGUCCCUCAACCAGAAACCACAGCCUGCCGGUGACCAACCCCAACCCACAGAGGCAACUCACGCGACCCAUAGGAAAGCAGCUGGGGCCAAUGCGCCCUCAGCCAACGGUGAGGCGGGAGGAGGAGAGAGCACCAAAGGCUACACCGCCGAGCAAGUAGCAGCCGUGAAAAGGGUCAAGCAGUGUAAAGAUUACUACGAGAUCCUGGGGGUGAGCAGAGGGGCCUCAGAUGAGGACCUGAAGAAGGCCUACCGCAAACUAGCCCUCAAAUUCCACCCCGACAAGAACCAUGCGCCUGGUGCCACUGAAGCUUUCAAAGCCAUCGGCACAGCAUAUGCGGUACUUAGCAACCCAGAGAAAAGGAAGCAGUAUGACCAGUUCGGUGAUGACAAGGGCCAGGCCGCCCGGCACGGCCACGGGCAUGCGGACUUCCACCGCGGCUUUGAGGCCGACAUCUCCCCUGAAGACCUCUUUAACAUGUUUUUUGGUGGUGGCUUUCCAUCUAGUAACGUCCACGUCUACAGCAAUGGCCGCAUGCGCUACACGUACCAUCAAAGGCAGGACCGCAGGGAGAACCAGGGUGAUGGUGGGCUGGGGGUAUUUGUCCAGCUGAUGCCCAUCCUCAUCCUGAUCCUCGUGUCAGCUCUCAGCCAGCUUAUGGUGUCCAGUCCACCCUACAGUCUGAGCCUAAGACCGUCGGUGGGCCACGUCCACAAGCGAGUCACUGACCACCUGAACGUCGUCUACUAUGUGGCAGACACGUUCUCUGAGGAGUACACAGGCUCCAGCCUCAAAAUGGUUGAACGGAAUGUGGAAGACGAUUAUAUUGCCAAUCUUCGAAACAACUGUUGGAAGGAGAAGCAGCAAAAGGAAGGCUUGCUGUACCGGGCCCGCUACUUUGGUGACACAGACCUGUACAACAAAGCACAGAAGAUGGGAACCCCAAGCUGCAGCCGACUGUCAGAGACUAUGAAAUCCCUGGAGAAUUUUUGGUGACAUGCACUGAGCCAAGGUGACGGACUAUACACUUAAGGAAAGACAAAAAAAGAAAAAAAAAUUAAAAUGGAAUUGGAGGCCGAACGCUGCACAACUGCCCUCUCUCUCACCCAGUAAAUGCAGAAAGCUCUUAGGACAGACAGGAAAACCUGCCACGGGGCUGCUUCCCUUCCUCCCAGGGCUGGCAAAUGCUCGGGCUCCACCUCCACGUCAGCUCUCUCCUAGGAUACAGAAACCAUGGCAACGAAAGUAGAAUGUAAAACUUGCAGCAAAUGUCUGUGGGAAGGGCUGGGGGAGGGGGCACCCAACUGCCUUUCCUCCCCCCUCCCAGGAGCCACCACCAGUCACCUCAGUGGAAGCAAUCAGUGUUGGCCAAGGAUAAAGAGGAAGAGGAAAGAGAACUCUCCAUAGAAUGUAAUUUAUAGAUGCGUGUAUAUGUAUAUAUCUAUUUAUAUGUAAAUAGCACAUAUAAAGAUAUAUAUAGAGAGAGUCUACUUUUUGAAACUAUGCAGGGAUUUGGUUAGGUUGUUGAGUUGAUUUCUUCCCUGAUUUAGAAAAUGAGGCCUGUUUGGGGAAGGGAGCCUGGUCCUUCAAAGGCUAGACAUUAGCCAUAGCUGACAGCAGAAGGAAAGUUGGGUCACAGCUUCUAACGUUGCCCUCAAGCCCAGCCUGUUUUUGAUGGCAGCAGUAAUCAUGAUAGCAUAAAUCUGUAGAGAAUUUGGAAGGCUGCCAACGUUAUGAUUAAACUGGAGGGGAACAGGCCAUGGGGAAAAGAAGGUGCCCCUAGGGCCAGGUGCCAGGUCAGUAUUGUGUCAUGGUAGAGGCCCCAGAUGGCCCAGGGGGAUGAGCCCACCCACCGUAAGUUUGGUCAGCUCAGGUGGGCACUUAGUCCUGGCGUCCAGGAGCCCCCUUCCCCCUACCACCGAGAACAGCAGGAUUGGAGAGGGGAAUCGGGUUCUGCCUGACCACCUCCCCGCUUAGUCCCUAUGUGAGUUUUGCCUUAUAGGUGCCCCCAGGCACAGCCCCAUUGUUGCUACUGGUUUUUCCUAAGUCAUGGACCAAGGCUUCAGAAGGCUUUUUUCCCAAGAGUCAACCAGGUGGCACCCAGGACCCUGGGGCAGCAGCCAAAUCCUGAAGAAAGUCCAUGACCGUGGGCACCUCUGUCUACUCUCCAAGGACAUGAUGCCACCCGGCCUUCUCUUGCACUUUGGACAAAGGAUGAACCAGAAGGUUUUCUUAUCGUCACCUUCAAAUGAGGAUUUUUCUCAAAACAGCACUUGCUGCCAGGGGAAGGGAAGGAGGUUUUAUUUAUUCCCACAGUUUAUACUGGGCCUUUUGGAAUUACCGUUUUCCCCAAAUUUUCCUCUCGUGGUGGGUGUGUCAAUUGAGCCUGCCAUCCUCCGAAGCCUUACUACCCCAAACCAAGCUGCCAGCCAGGAGGGGGGUCACCACCCUCCCAGAGCUUCUCUUGGCUCUUUUUUUAAAAGUCUCCCAACAAGUAGGAUUCUUGCUGGGAAAGGAAGCUUGGUUAAGAGAUGUCAAAUAUGGUUUUUAAACAAGGUCCUGCCCUGUGAUGAAGCGGCCGCCCCAGCCCAGAGAGAUGCUCAGAACUGGAUGCGGAUGAGAGCGCCCUGCCUGCGGUGGCCCCGGUGCUCUGCCCCGACCACCCCAACCCUCUGGUCUCGGUAGAUGUCCCUAGACGGGCUGAGCCAUGUGCAAUAAGAACAUAGAUCCUGAUGGAUCCCCUGAGAAGCUGUAUUUCUUGAAUUAGAAUUCUGAAAUUGUAUAUCUAUAAAUACAUGUUUAUUAUGUGA
Molecule: messenger RNA, 3199 nt
Organism: Capra hircus (goat)
Lineage: Eukaryota; Metazoa; Chordata; Mammalia; Artiodactyla; Bovidae
Gene: DNAJB12
Product: DnaJ heat shock protein family (Hsp40) member B12
Exons: 9
Coding region: 249-1385 (378 amino acids)
Biological process (GO): cellular response to misfolded protein
Cellular component (GO): endoplasmic reticulum membrane
Molecular function (GO): Hsp70 protein binding
Source: RefSeq, a predicted model, not a curated record